UUAAGAUAUCCUUAAAGUAAGAUACUUGGUAAUUACUAGUGGAUAGAUGCAGACGGUAUCAAACCAUAAGUCGAAGCGUGUGGGUAGUACUGUGCCUGUAUGAACCAAUCUGCCCCUCGCAUCUACUGACUCCUCCCCUUGCCCUAUCACUACUGCAUACACUAUUCAGGGUCCACGCAGCAUGGAAGUCGCCGUAAAAUAUAAAGCCUAUCACCAUCCCACAUCAUCUCUUCUCUCCCCUCUCUCAUCUUCCCUUACGACUUUUCCAGUCAUUUAGCACCGGUAAAGCGACUUCUGGAGUUUUGCGCUUGCCAUCCCGUAAUAAAGCUCCAACCCCAAUCCCAAAUUCUUAAAAGCAAAAAAAAGAAGAAAAGAACUGAAAAAGAAGGAAAAAAUCCAUAUCCGUCCCGUAGGCAACGAAGAGCAAGGAAUUUUCGUAAACCGUCCGUCGACGCAUCAUGACAUCUUCGCAAGACCGCUUUUCGCCAUCCGCGCCGGACGCGCCAGUCGGUGCACACGGUGGCGGCUCGGCUCCCGUCGCUCGAGGCGAUGGCGUACCGGCCGACGAGAUCGAGGGACCUCAUGGGACCGUCCAUUCGGACAAGGCGGGGGACGUCGAGACAGCGGACGCGGACGCGGCGUCGGUGACGGGGGGGACGGCGGCAGCUCCGGCGAGGGUGAAGGCGGGGAUCUUCACGUAUUUUCGGACGAGGCAGUUUUGGAUCGUGUUGGUGCUUGGACAGAUCCUGGCGCUGUGUCUUGUGGGCACCGGCACGUUCUCGAACUUGCUGGCCAACAAGGGGACGAACAUACCCGCCUUUCAGACGUUUUUUAAUUAUGUCCUGUUGAACAUCGUGUAUACGAGCAUCACCAUCUACCGCUACGGUUUCAAGAAGUGGGCGAACGUGGUUCUGAAAGACGGGUGGAAGUAUUUCAUCUUCGCCUUCAUGGACGUCGAAGGCAACUACUUCGUCGUCCUCGCCUAUGGCUACACCACUAUCAUGUCCGCGCAACUCAUCAACUUCUGGGCCAUCGUUGUCGUCGUCCUCAUCUCCCUCAUCUUCCUCCGCGUGCGCUACCACCUCACCCAAUACGUCGGCAUCCUUCUCUGCAUCGGCGGCAUGGGCGUGCUCAUCGCUUCUGAUCACCUCCAAGGCACCAACGGUGGCGCCGCCGCCGACCCCGUACGCGGCGACCUCUUCUGCUUGCUGUCGGCCACCUUCUACGGCCUGAGCAACGUGUUUGAAGAGUUCCUGAUCAGUCGCCGCCCCAUGUACGAGGUCGUCGGGCAGCUGGCCUUCUGGGGCAUGUUGAUCAACGGCGUGCAAGCCGCCAUCUUCGACCGCGCGUCCUUCCGCGCCGCCGUGUGGGACGGCCCCGUGUUCGGCUACCUCGUUGGGUACACGCUGAUCCUCUUCACGUUCUACUCGCUCGCGCCGGUUGUGUUUCGCAUGUCGAGCGCGGCGUUCUUCAACAUCGGGCUGCUCACGGCAAAUUUCUGGACCGUGGUGGUCGGGAUCAAGGUGUUUCAGUAUGCGGUGCACUGGAUGUAUCCGAUCGCGUUCGUGCUGAUUGUGAUUGGGCUGUUCGUGUAUUUCAUGGUCGAGGGCGGGUUGGGGGAGGCGAAGAAGCCGUGGUUGGGGGAGAAUCAGGAGAGGGGGGUGAGUGGGUUGGGGACGGCGAAGCGGAGGUUGGAGAACCCGGAGGUUACUGUCUAA
Messenger RNA from Eremomyces bilateralis CBS 781.70, 1718 nucleotides. RefSeq names its product DUF914-domain-containing protein. Gene Ontology annotation, biological process: transmembrane transport. Lineage: Eukaryota; Fungi; Ascomycota; Dothideomycetes; Eremomycetales; Eremomycetaceae. Gene Ontology annotation, molecular function: transmembrane transporter activity. The record is from RefSeq and is a predicted model, not a curated record. Bases 459 to 1718 code for a protein of 419 amino acids. The transcript is spliced from 3 exons. Gene Ontology annotation, cellular component: membrane.